Messenger RNA from Letharia columbiana, 2508 nucleotides. RefSeq lists its product as uncharacterized. The coding region runs from base 1 to 2508 and encodes 835 amino acids. The transcript has 3 exons. The record is from RefSeq and is a predicted model, not a curated record. Lineage: Eukaryota; Fungi; Ascomycota; Lecanoromycetes; Lecanorales; Parmeliaceae.
AUGGAGACCCCAAUCUGCGUCCUAGACGCCAAGACACUCGUCGACCACAUUCAAGACCUCAAAAAGUGGAUCUACGACGGUCGACUACGCCUCGUCGUGCCAUCAUGCACAAUCGAACAAGUCGAGCAGCUCUACCAAAAGUCCGUAGAGCCAAAGCCGACAACACAAGAAGCCCCUCGACCUCGGACCUCGGGCAAGCCACCCAAGAAGGAACACCCCGCCUUCGACAUCAAUCCUCGUGUGGCGCGGGAAUAUCUUGGAAGGCUGAAACAUAGGAAAGACCAAGACGCUGGUUCAGAACAGCGACUGUUCUUUCAGGAAACCGAGAACCAUGAAGCUGUUUGUUUCCAACAGCCAAACGAACAUUACACGCCAUGGAAAGAUCUCGAUGUAGAAGAAGACAAACCGGAGGCUAUUGAGGGCCCUCCUACAUCAUGGGCAGAAGCGCUACGAAGGAAGCAAAACUUAGCCAAUGGAGUAUCGGAGAAGUCGGUGUCAAAAGCGCCUACGAAACCAAAGCUGGUAGCUAGAACCGCUGGGAGCGAGACAUCCCCAUGGAAGGUCAAGAAGGACGCUCCAAAGAUAUCGGCAAAGGAUGUUCCAGGAGGGUUGCGCCCAUUGAUGAGCUGUGCCCUUUGGCGCCUGCACGAGAGCAUCGAACGCAAUGAUGCCAAUCAGCUGUUCCUCCUGAGCGACCAGACUGAGACAUGUUCUGUUGCUCAGAAGCUCAACAUCAUUGCUCGUCCGCCCAAAGAAGUUGCCGCUACAAUCGCAUGCAAGACGAGCAGGACUGAUCUCGAAACCUUUGGGGACCUUGAGCAAGAAUUUGGCGUACAGCAGAAGAGUGCUACCCUUGCCACCAAAGAUGCCGAAGAGACUAGUGGAGAGAAUGGCGUUUCAGAGAAUGCAAAUGAAGAUCUGUCUAAAGAUGAGGAUGCCAUGGACAACUCGGUCUCCAGCGAAGGGACCGCAAACACUGAUGCCAGCAGCAUCGUGCAUGAGCAGGACCUUGAGAAGCAGAGUCUCGAGCGGGGUGAGAAGAAGUCCUUGGUAGAUGGCGAUCGUCGUGAGGACAAGGUCAGAGAGCAGGACCUAUUGGUGGAGACAGCCCCCACGUUGACAGCAGAACAUCUCUCAAAUAAGCCUGCCAAGAGCGUCGAAUCUAUCAAGACCCUCGUAGACAGCAUCAUCCAGCAGGAUCUCGAGAAGCACCUAGGCCAAUCAGGUACUGGCAUCAACCUCGACGGUGUCGAAAGCCAAACCAACCUAGCCAACCAGCCGGCCCCGGAACCCUCUGUAAUGCGCUCGCCGCCAGAGAGUCCCUUGCCUCAACCUCAGAGUGUGGGACCGUUUCAGCGCGUCCAGGAAGUCCAGACCAUUAGUGACACUUCUCCGUUAAAGCUCACUACUACCCACUCGACGUCAAUAUUGGAAGCCGCACAAGAGCCGGAAGAUAGCGAUGAAGAGGUAGUUGUCUUCAUACCCCAGCCGAAGCGCCUCUCUGCCCAACAGAAACCUCCCCAGCAAAGUUCACGACCUUCGACACCAAAGGAACAAUCUCAGCAGAAGCCUGCCGGGCAGAGUCCACAGAAAUCGUUGGUCAAACCUCAACCGAAAGGGAAAGCAGCGAGACACAGUCCAAAUCCAUCAACUGUUGGCCAGGCUCAUCAGCAACCUGUCAAUUCUCCUACAGUCAUUGACCCGGAUGCUUUUGGGCGAGACUUUCGCGUCAGUCUCAAUCCAAGCCCUCGACCUCCACACAAUCCCAAUGGCCAUUCUAAUCAUCGAAACCGAGCCCAUAUCCAAAACACUCAAACAGGCCAGGUACCUCGCAAUUUACCUCGGCAGCCUGCCCGUACGAGCCCACCGCAUAAUGCUCCCCAAGAGAGUUCACGACGUCUAACUCCUAUUCAUGGGCCGGCACUGAAAGAUGCUCCAAAUCAUCGACGUCAAGCAUCACGUACAAGUCCUCGAAGAGCCCCAGCUCCCAAGGCUGAAGAAGUGAUGCUUACAGUUGUUGAGUCUGGAACUCCCACGGCAGCAGGACUCUCGAAGUCACACUUUCCUGAGUCUCGAAUAACAGAGCCUACGGACCUUGUUCCUCAGACCAUCUUUUCAACAGCACAGUUCGAAACCAACGAAUUUCAGCCUGGUGUCUAUGAACCCACAGACUGUGUGCCCAGGUCUGCCUUGCCAAACGCCCAAUUGAAGCCCAAUGGCCCCCAACCCAGAGUCUAUGAGGCGAGUGAGUUCGUGUCCAGACCGCCAAGGCCAGUGCGAGAGUCCAAGCCCCGAGCACCAAGGCCCAAAGUCUUCGAGGCCGCUGAAUUUGUGCCAAGGGACUUCGUGCCUAGGACGACCAUGCCUCGAACUCAGCCCAAACAGUCUUCGCCAGAGCCUGAAUCUAUCGAGCCAAGACCGUCCAUCAACGAUGUGGACUACGUGUUGAAGUCGGGAUCAACCAGAGCAUCGGCACGUGGCAGAGGACGACUGUGGACACCUUCGUAA